Molecule: messenger RNA, 375 nt
Organism: Stomoxys calcitrans (stable fly)
Lineage: Eukaryota; Metazoa; Arthropoda; Insecta; Diptera; Muscidae
Exons: 1
Coding region: 1-375 (124 amino acids)
Source: RefSeq, a predicted model, not a curated record
AUGUACUCUAGUGGAGUCAGUUAUAAGUUGGCCAGAAAAUUAAGGUCACUAACCGAGCACGAGAUUUUACAAAUGGGUAAGACUGAUCGCAUGACUCUUAUACGUGAAAGAAUCAAGGAGAACAAGCAUAAGGCAUUUGAGACUAGUUCGAGACGAUAUAACCAGCGAGCGCGCGUGGUUAAGUUUAUCCCAGGCCAGGAGAUAUACCGCCGUAAUUAUGUACUUAGUGAUUUUGGCAAGAACUUGAAUGCUAAAUUCGCACGAAAAUUCACUAAGUGCAGAAUAAGCGGAAUGGUGGGGAACAAUAUGUACGAACUAGAAGAUUUACAAGGAAGACCCCUGGGAGUUGCCCAUGCCAAAGAUCUUAAACCCUAA